CGAUAACUCGUUUGAAAGAAUUUGUUAGCUUGCGAAAGGUUCAGUAUUUUCUCUCUCUUAUACCUUGACUUGAUUUGAGAGACACAAACUUGAAAUCAAAUAUUGGAGUUCAUCUCAUCUUCAAUGAUAUAAUAAAGGAGUAGACAAAUCAACCAGAAAUGUAUGAGCAUUCAUCAUCCUUUGAUCCAAGCGCAAUAGUAGAUGGCACUGUCUCGCUAAAAGACAGCAUUCCCGACGCGCCGCCGCUCAUGGCUGCCGGCAACCUUACAAGCAAUAACAAUGGCUUGGAAGAAAACCUCAGGCUAACGGUGGAGGAGCUCUCCUAUCAUCAUCACCAGCACCAGAAUCAUCCACCGCCGCACCCAGAAAACGUAUCGGCCUUUGCUAACGGCGUCGCCGCCGCACCAUUGGACAUCUCGCACCCUCAACAUCUUGUUCUGAACGUAGAAAACUCGUACAACAACGAGAAUUUGGUUCAUCAAGUCAUUGAUGCUCUCUCUUAUGACCAAUCCACUUGGGACCCUAAAGUUCAAGAGUUGCAGGAUGUGGGUUAUUCUAACCACCACCAUGAACAACAGCAACCCCAACAAUUUCAGCAAAUUGAAACCCAAAGCUACAAUUCUUCUUCCAUACUUGACCCUCCUCCUCCUUACCCUCCUUCUAAUCUCCUCGACCUCCUCCAUUUCAACCCAUCCCAGAAGAUACCCAAUAUCCCAAAUUCCAUGGGAUUUCUCGGUGACAUUCCUAUAGGAUCAGAUAGCGCAAGCGCGUGCUCUGUCUUGUAUGAUCCUCUGCUUCAUUUGAAUCUGCCUCCGCAGCCUCUAGCGCUAAGGGAGCUCUUUCAGUCUCUUCCUCGGGGCUAUAGCUUGCCAACUAGUUCCAGAAAUGGUUCUCUUUUUGGUGGAGGGGAUGAGAUAGAGGGGAAUGGGAUUGUGUAUCAGGAUGGAGAUGGAAGCCAGCUUGACAAUGGAGUUCUGGAAUUCGACAGAGGGACUGCCCGUGUCAGCAAAGGAAGACAAGGAAAAGGCACCAAGCAUUUUGCCACUGAGAAACAAAGAAGAGAGCAAUUGAAUGGCAAAUACAAUGUCUUGAGGAGUUUGAUCCCAAGCCCUACCAAGAUGGACAGGGCAUCUGUUGUGGGAGACGCGAUUAAAUAUAUAAAAGAACUGAUGAGAACAGUGAAUGAGUUGAAAUUGUUGGUGGAGAAGAAAAGAUUUGGAAUGGACAGGUGCAAGAGGCACAAAGGUGAAGAUGAUGCUGGAGAGAGCUGUAACAUGAAGCCCUAUGGUGAUCAUCCAGAGGGAUGCAUAAGGACCUCGUGGCUUCAGAGGAAGUCCAAAGACACUGAGGUCGACGUCAGGAUCAUCGAUGAUGAAGUCACUAUCAAGCUCGUUCAGAGGAAGAAGAUCAGCUGCUUGCUGUUUGUCUCCAGGGUUCUGGAUGAACUCCAGCUGGAUCUUCACCAUGUUGCAGGUGGACAUGUUGGUGAAUACUGCAGUUUCUUGUUCAAUAGCAAGAUAUGUGAAGGUUCUUCAGUGUAUGCAAGCGCCAUAGCCAACAAGGUGAUUGAGGUUUUAGACAGGCAGUAUGCAGCAGCUGUUCCACAUACUACCGGUAGCUACUAAACCUGAAAAAUAACAGGCCAAGAUCAAGAACAGGUCUUCUACAAAAUUAUGAUUAAUUAUAUAUGUAUUGGGAUUAUAGCAGAUCAUAAUAAAUUUUCAUGGGAAGAUGAUUGGAUACCCGUGAAUACUAAAAUUUACAAGUUUGAACUUUCUGAAAUUUUCCUAGAACUACACUAAUGGAAUUAUUACUUGGGCUUUUAGUUAUUGCUA
Messenger RNA from Prosopis cineraria, 1835 nucleotides. RefSeq names its product transcription factor bHLH10-like. NCBI's taxonomy places the organism in Eukaryota, Viridiplantae, Streptophyta, Magnoliopsida, Fabales, Fabaceae. The coding region runs from base 159 to 1625 and encodes 488 amino acids. The record is from RefSeq and is a predicted model, not a curated record. Gene Ontology annotation, biological process: regulation of DNA-templated transcription; anther wall tapetum development. The transcript is spliced from 4 exons. Gene Ontology annotation, molecular function: protein dimerization activity.